AUGGGUUCGAGAGAAGAAUAUUCCGUACCUCAAGAGGCUGAGGUGGUCUUUCAACACGGCAUCCUGAACAACCCUUUGAUGAAGGACCUACCGAGUGACCUCAAAUCUCUCAGCCAACAUGUCAAGUUCGAAGGCUCAAGUAAGCCUAGCGUUCCAAUCAACUGGAGAUUUGCCGAGAGCAUCUCGGCGUUGAAAGCACUGGAAGCAACUAUGCUCAAUCGGUUGAUUAUGAAAAAGUACAGCAUGACGCCAAUAGAUGUUACGAUCAACACCGACCAUGCCAGCUUGUUCUACUUUUCGCCCCUGAUUGCUCAGCUCGUUGGGAAGGAUGGCAAGUUCACGCCCAUGGCGCUCAUGAACUUCGUGCCCGAGGCCAUGAGGAUGUUUCCGGAGACGGACAAGCACAGAACCUCUGCUAGCUUACACCGAGCCUUGGUGACAAACAUCCACAAGACAAAGGAUGGAAGAUACUACCAACUUCACGGCGGCAUCAACCCCGAUCCCAUUCUCAAAGCCCUGGGCCUGCCGGAGGACGGCCCAGCGGAUGACACAUAUGAAUCAGUAUUCGAGAGAACCCAGAAAAUAGUCUCCAAGAUGGACGCCAAAGAUCUGGACGCUCUACUGAACGAUAAGGCGCGACAGUCUGGUACAGUCGCGUGGUCGUCUGAUGAGUACUUUGCCAGCGAGCACGGCAAGGCAAAUAGUAACGUCGGGCUCUACGAGAUUGCAAGAGAUGACGGCUCCAAGCAACCCGCGUCCUGGUGGUCCGAGAAAUCGAGCCUCCCCUCGUCGCCCAAGAGGCCCCUCGCUGGCCUAAAAAUCGUCGACCUGACACGAAUCAUCGCCGCCCCGCUCAUCUCGCGCGAUCUGGCAGAGAUGGGCGCGAGUGUUAUGCGCGUGACCUCGGACAAUAUUACAGACAUGUCGUCUCUGCACCAGGAUCUCAACUGGGGCAAGUGGAACUGCCAUAUGGAUCUCACCAAGGACGAAGACAAGGAGAAGUUGAGAGGGCUGAUCAGGGAAGCGGAUGUCGUUGUUGAUGGAUAUCGGCCUGGUGCCAUGGAGAAGCACGGGUUCGGCCGCAAGGAGAUUCUGGAGCUGGUGAAGGAUCGUCAACAGGGAAUCAUCCAUGUCCGUGAGAACUGUUACGGGUGGCAUGGGCCGUGGCAGGGUCGUGGUGGAUGGCAGCAAAUCAGUGAUGCUUGCUGUGGUGUCUCGUUGGAGUAUGGAAAGGCGAUGGGACUUGACGAGGCCGUUACUCCGGUGUUUCCCAACUCAGACUAUUGUGCUGGCGUCUGCGGUAGCACAGCUGUUCUCGAUGCCUUGAUGAAGCGUGCCGAAGAAGGCGGAAGCUACGGCGUCGAUGUUGCUCUCAAUUACUAUUCCCAGUGGCUUGUCCGCUCAUGCGGCACGUACCCAGAGCCUGUCUGGCAGGAAGUUUGGCAACGCCACGGUUCGCCCGUUUUCCGCCAUUUCCAUACCAUGGCCCAUAAUGUUCCGGUCAUGUCCAAACUGCUGCAAGAGUAUGACGCGCAGAUUCUAUUCCAGCCUCAGUUCUUUGAAAUGAGAACGUCAAAGGCAGUUGACGGAACCUUUUGGGUCGUCAAGCCGGUCCUGCAGUUUGAUAACAACGCGGUUGAGAUGAGGUACAAUGUGGGCACGAGAGGUAACGGUGUUGAUGAGCCUGCUUGGCCUGAGGAUCUAUCUACUGAGGUGAUUGGGAAGUGA
Colletotrichum orchidophilum is the source of this 1728-nucleotide messenger RNA. RefSeq lists its product as uncharacterized. The record is from RefSeq and is a predicted model, not a curated record. Gene Ontology annotation, molecular function: catalytic activity. The transcript has 6 exons. Bases 1 to 1728 code for a protein of 575 amino acids. Lineage: Eukaryota; Fungi; Ascomycota; Sordariomycetes; Glomerellales; Glomerellaceae.